Messenger RNA from Bursaphelenchus okinawaensis, 5538 nucleotides. The record is from the annotation of a GenBank genome assembly. Lineage: Eukaryota; Metazoa; Nematoda; Chromadorea; Rhabditida; Aphelenchoididae.
AUGGGACAUUAUGGAGAAUGUCACGUAGGUAUAGGUAACAAAAUGUCACGUAUACAUGGGUAACAUGGGGAUUGUCACGUAGAUACGUAGAAAAUAAAGUUUAGGUUAAUUUGGGUGAAGUUUAAUGUAAAGUUAUUUUUGUAAAAUGAAUCAAAGAACUAAAAACAAUAUUAAAACUAGUUUUUGGAUUUAUCUAAUAUGGGUAACGUUUUUAGGUAACGAAAGUAAGUAAACAAUUCUGUAAACGUACGUGAGUGCAAGAUUUCAAAAAGUUUCCGAAACCAAAAUAAAAUGUCAAACGAACUUUAUUCCUGUCAUUUGUAUCGUACGAUGUGGUUGCUGCUGCUCUUUGUAGUUUCCAUUAAGGAAUUACAAGUAGCAGCUUCAGAACCACAAAAGUUGGCAUGGUGUGAUACAUGUGAGAUCGGUUUUUCUUUGUUUUGGGUCCAAAAUUUAGCAAAGAACUUUUUCGUGAUUUUUUUAAAAUUUUUGGUCGAGUUGCUAGAGUAAUGUUAUGUUUUAUCUAUCUGGGUAACGUUUUAUCUAUUUUCAGUUCAAUGUAUGUUCUUGUUUGUACCAAGAGACGUCGACAUACCAAUCGGGAAGACCGAUACUCACUGUAAGUGUUUUAUAUAUGUUACUUCAAUUUAACCUGUAGAAUCUUUUAACUAACUCUUUUAUAAAAAACAUAUUGUUAUACCUUAUGUUUUAGGUAUUGUACUUCUUUACACUAACUUUUUUAGUUUCGUAUGUCCCAAGCCAAGAGCUGAUCAAAGCAUGGGGAGAGCCAGCAGAGUUGUUUGAAACGCAUUAUCAGAAGCUGGAAGUCAACAAAAUGGAUCCCAAAGUCUUCUACGAAACCGACAAAAGCCCCAGAUUCAGCUACACGUUCGUUCCUGAACUCGGUCGAUUUCAGGACAUUAUGAUGAUCAAGUAUGUUUAUUUUAAGUUUUGUUAUUAGUCUGGAGUUUAUUGUUUGUUUGGCUCGAUUAGACGAAUCAUGGGCUUGUUUUCUGUGAAAAGGUCUGGUCUAAUAAGGAGAGAUCAACUUCUAGAUGGGCAACAAGAUAUUCUUAGUUAUAUGUGUUUUCAUUUACCUUCGAAGUCCUUGAGUUACGUCUGAAAUGAUUAUCAUUUUUUCUUCCUUCAACUCAAUUCUUAACAAAAUUUUAAAAUUUAGUCCACACGACAAGUCAGGACCGAUCGAGUUACUGGAUAAGAUGGACGAAGGACCACACUCGAUCUUCGCAUUUGAAGCUCAAAAAGGCUGUGUCGACAAGUACGGUUACUUUGCGGUAAGUUGAUCUUUUUAAACAUUAUUGUUUCCAAAAUCGUAACAUACGUUAAGAUAUCUUAUUAGUAACAAUUACUUUUAAUUUUUAUGUAAAAAUGUUUCAGAACAGGAUAUACGACUCUGUGACAUGUAUGUCAUUGCAAAAUAUUCGAAUAAACAAAACUCAAGAACCUCAUCGAUAUUAUGCUGGACCUAUCAGCUUCAACAGAGUUAGGUUUGAUGAGGAUGACUACAUGCUACUGUAUCUGCUGACUAAUCGUUCGUAAGUUGCAACAGUGUAUUAUGAAUGAUAAUGGCUGUAAUAUGGUUAAAAUACUGUUUUUUUACAUCGACAUUGAACCAUAGUUUACUGUUUUAUAAAAAUGAUUUAGGCGAGUCUUUAGGUGACAUAAUGUUCUGUUAUAUCGUAUUUAGAACAUAUGAAUUAGAAUUCUGUAAUUCUUAUUUUAGGACAAAUAUGCGCACGUCUAAUUCAGCACUCAUGAGUAGUAUGGAGUAGUAUGUCGAUGGAGAACUUUGUGACAUGUAAACAUGCCGAGACCAAGGGUACUGACCUGGAUGCACAAUGUCACUCAGUCUUCAACAUUUUUGAUUACUCCAGAAUUUGUUGUUGCUUCCACGGUAACUGCGCCACAGUGGACAGAGAACAUGACGAGAACAGUGAUUUGAAGUGUCCGAUCGGAGAAUAUAACACCACUGAUUUCGUGCCAUUGAUAAUGAAAUACGACUUUGAUGAGUAUGGCUGGGCUGCCAGAAAGAGUUUAUGUCAGGUUGAAAUGUCACUUACAUAUGGGUAGGUUUUGGAUUGGCAAUGGUUAUAUUUUGAAGUGGUAAUAAGUUAGUUGUAUAUUACUAAUAACUAUUGUUUUUCAAGGUUUGAAAAUAUAGUUUGGCGCCAAAAGUUUUCGUGAUGAAACUCACGGGUACUGGCCAGUACCGGGCGUGUGAUUUUUUUGGUAGAUGAGGUAGGGAGGAGGGGAGGGCUAUAUAUAUUUUUUUCAAACUGCGAUUCAUGUGCUGACAUUUCCAGAAACAACAACGCAGAACUUAACAUCAGACUAAAUGGCUCUCAUGACAUUGUAACAGGCCCAGCUAACCUUUUUCUGGACGAUGGUGAGAUUGUGUGUGCUAUCCAACAGAAACUAUGUGCUGGGGACUUGAUAACGAACACAUAUAACAGUGACUUCACCAUGAAAUGUCACUGUCCUGAAGAAUUGUUAUGUGCCAGUUACCCUCAUAGUGUAUACGAAAGCUGGAAUCAGUUUGUUGGUCAACUGCAGGAACAGGACGUAUGUUACAGUAACUUUCUAGUGAUUAACAUAGGGACGUGGUUGAGUUAUUGAACGUAGUGUAGAGUUAGAGUAGUCUAAUUUAGACAUUUAAUGUUAAGUCAUUUCUCAGACAUGGUUUAACUUACUGUAAGAUAAAGGAACUUUGUUUCUUCAGUAUACCUCAUGGUGUCAACGAAUCCCAUUCUACCGCAACCAACUCCAUUCUAACAAGUGCCACGUCUUCUAUGACGUCCAGAAGGGGCGACCGGUCGUUUUGGUAGACAACUACAACUUCUUUCUGAUCGGAGAGAUGUACUCUUUACAAGAUUACAACGAAUACGUCCUUUUCCCUUCUGACCCAAAGGCUGACAUUAGUUUAGUGACAUUACUGUCUGGUAUUGUCACCAGAAAUAUUGUCGACGACUGUGACAAUCCAGAAGAUGUUGUUUAUGAGGAGGAAGAAGUGAAUCAACAUCGUUUGUUCUUCGUGUUUACAUGUAGGUUAAAAACUUUAUAUUAGGUUGUUUAAAUAAUUCAGUGCCCCCUAAUUCCAAAAAUUUUCUUUGAGAGGAGGCACGGAACUAUUUGAACAAAAAACAUUUUAUGAUGAUUUAGUUUUAAUCGCUGAUUUUUCUAUUUGAUGCCUUAAAUAUUACAGGUAAUGCCAAGGGCUGUGACUCGUACAUCGAAGACAACAUCCAGAACGCCACCGAAUCCUUGAGUAGGUACGCACCUCAAUGUAUGACUAUCGACGAAGAACACAACUUUAUAAAACGAGUAGGAGACUACAAAGAGGAUCGGGCAGCCAUAAUGACUCAUACAGUAAUGAGGCAUGCAAGUAUGUGUACUGUAGAAUAAAAACGGAUUUUAAAAUCAUUUAAAAAAUUUAUUUUUAUAAAAAGAUUUGUAUAAAAGUUUUAUAUUAGGUGCCGACAUAAAGAACCCGCCAUACUUUUCUUUUAAUUCAUGUAGAAAAUGGGUUCUUUAUGUCGGCACCUAUUAUUUUAUAAGAAAGCCUUGCAAAGCUUAUUGUUAAUGUUUUUUGAUGAGAACAGAUAGAACAGAGCAGGAAUUACAUAAGUUAUGGUUAAUUUUGUUUGAUGAGAAAAGACGUUAAAAUUUAAAAAUAAAUUUUGAAUUUAGCUCAAACCGGCUUCUGCUUCUUCCAAUACAUAUCUGAGGAAAGCCAGCAUACCGGGGAUGUUGGGUAUGUCCUACGUCCGGUAAGUCUAUUUUAUCGAGUGUAAAAUAUUGAUCAUCUUAAAAUUGCUUACUUGAUUAUAUUACAAUAUAGAAAAGACUAAUUUAAGAUACGAAACGUGAAAUACGGAAUUUGCGAAGUUUUUUCAAUGUCAUAAUAUAUAAAGACCUAAAUUCAGUUAAAAGGUUACUAAGUCGAGUAUAAUAUUGGCAUUGAUUUUAAGGCAUUGCCGUCUGACAUAAAGGACCACCCCUGCCCAUCGUACUCCAUUGACCCGUGGUGUCGUUACAACGAACAAACUUUGUCAUUCUGUUGUCUACCAUACAAUGAACACAUUUACCCAUCCAUUGAAGGUAAGUCUUUUAGAAAUAAUGUAGAUAUGAAAUAGAUUCUGGAUGGUUAUGAAGGUCUGUAACUACAGGGUUGUGGAGUAUAUGCAAAUUUGUGAAAGUCUGAAAAAUGUCUUUAUGCUACAGGGCUUAUAAAGCUGGGGGUGUGAAAAAAUGCUUUUCCCAACUUUGAUGGAUGGUUUUAACGUAUUUUCGGUAAUUUUUAUAUGUUUCACAACUUGUAGGUAACUGUUUUUCAUGUUGUUGGUACUAGUACCAACAAUUGUUUUGAAAAUUUUGAUGACUGCAUCUAAAUUUAAAAAAGUCCUUUUUUGUAAACCCAAGGCUAUAUCUGAAAAACCAGUUAUUCAAACUUACUUUUUCUUUCAAAAAUGUUGUAGUAUGUGUAUUGAUACACAAAUUCCAUAGGCUAAUUGAUAAAAAAACACGGUUGAUGACACAGUAAACUGUAAUAAAAAUGAACAUAGUUAAAACCAACAUUUUGAUUGGACGCCCAAAACCGGGUCGUAAAUUUAUCUUUUGGCAUUUUUUUAAUCUAUCACAAUGUUUAUCAGCUCUAUACGAUCCCUUCGAGCUAUUGUCGCUUUCUUUAAUGAUACUACCGCUUUUACAAUCGCGCGAUAUAUGUAACAGGGAAACACUUGACCAUCAAGGGGAAAGAAACAGUUGACACGCACCAGCUUUUUUGGCGAAAUUAUUUAUACAUUUAUUUGGGGUGGGUACUCAUAAAGAAUUUUAAUUUUUAGAUGUUUAUGAAUACAAAUGGUAUACCUUCAUCGCCAUUGGGGUUCUGGGUCCCCCCCCCCCUCCUCCAGCGCCCGGCCCUGAUUGUAUUAUGUAUCGUUUCAGUCAUAGCUACUGGUGAGGACGUUAUUAACGAUACUGUUGCUGAACCGGGACAAUGUGCGGUUCAUAGCGUGAACGAUGGCCUUCUUGGAGUGUCAGAGGACCAAUGUGGUGAACAGAGAGGAUGCUACGAUGAGUUUGUGUACGUGGCACAAUCUGUAAGUUAGUGUGGAUUAUUCUACAUUAUUGUACUUAUGUUAUGAAUGAUAAAUGGCAUUUCAGCUGCAUCGUGUCAGUGGAUGCACGACGGAUGCAGUAAAGGCUGUAAUAGAGAAUGGCACGAACCCCAUUCACGGUGGAGUAAUCUGUAGCAUAAAACAACAUGUUCACAACCACAACUAUCCCUACAGAGACGAAUGUGUUGUAGCAGAUACGGGACUGCCAUACGCAGAUGGACUCAAGAUCACCUGGCCAAAUGAGACGAUGGGCGACAGACUUCAGAGCACCAAAGUCAUGUGUUGUUGCUACGAUGAGUCGUGCGAUGACAUCACCUCCAAACUCGUCUUCUACUACGCUGAUUUUGUCGAUGGCCAUGAAGAAGAUCUGGAACAAAAAAUGAAACAUUUAGACCAUUAG